Postia placenta MAD-698-R-SB12 is the source of this 3615-nucleotide messenger RNA. RefSeq lists its product as hypothetical. NCBI's taxonomy places the organism in Eukaryota, Fungi, Basidiomycota, Agaricomycetes, Polyporales, Adustoporiaceae. The coding region runs from base 1 to 3615 and encodes 1204 amino acids. Gene Ontology annotation, cellular component: chromosome. Gene Ontology annotation, biological process: mitotic sister chromatid cohesion. The record is from RefSeq and is a predicted model, not a curated record. The transcript has 17 exons. Gene Ontology annotation, molecular function: ATP binding; protein binding; ATP hydrolysis activity.
AUGUAUAUCAAGACACUCACGAUACAAGGCUUCAAGUCAUAUCGAGACCAAACGCAGAUCGAGCCGUUCUCUCCAAGGCAUAAUGUUGUCGUAGGAAGGAAUGGGUCAGGAAAGAGUAACUUUUUCGCAGCGAUCAGAUUUGUUCUUUCUGAUGCGUACACGUCCAUGUCUCGUGAGGAACGGCAGUCGUUACUGCAUGAAGGGGUAUCUGUCACAACAACUUUGUCCGCAUAUGUUGAAAUUGUGUUCGAUAACUCGGACAAUCGAUUCCCAACUGGCCGCGACGAAGUGAUUCUCCGGCGCACAAUAGGUCUGAAGAAGGACGAGUAUAGUCUUGACAAGAAGAGCGCCAGCAAGGCCGAUGUCAUGAACUUACUGGAAAGCGCAGGUUUCAGCAAGAGUAACCCAUAUUACAUCGUUCCUCAGGGCCGGAUCACCGCGCUCACAAACGCAAAAGAUCAUGAACGACUCGCCUUGCUCAAAGAAGUCGCCGGCACCAAAGUAUACGAGCAGAGACGCGCCGAGUCACUGCGCAUCAUGGCUGAAACUGACGCUAAACGAACGAAGAUCAGCGAACUGCUCGAUUACAUUGACACGCGAUUGACUGAGCUCGAGGAAGAGAAGGAGGAGCUCAAAGAGUUUCAAGAGAAGGAUAAGGAACGCCGGUGUCUUGAAUAUGCUCUGUAUCAGCGUGAGCUUGAAGAAGUCGGCGAGGCACUCGAAGAAAUCGAAGAGGAGCGUCGAGGUGAAGUGCACAAUACUAACGUUCGGCGAGAAGAAUUCAACAGUAGAGAAAAACGAGCUCAGAACCUAGAGCAGUCCAUUUCGCAACUCAGAAGCACCUUGACGACGCUCCAGCUCACAAAGCAAGGCAACCAAUCGGAGCUCACAGACCUUGUCCGCUCUCGCACUGAGCUCCAGUGCACUGUCAGCGAUCUUCGUGUCGCUGCAGAGCGUGCAGGAGGGAGACAGGGAGAGUUGGAGGAAGAACUGGCCAACGUCGAAGAACAGAUACAAGGGAGCGAGGCCGAGCUGACUGAGCUUCUUCCUCAGUGGGAGACGCGUCGUGCGCGUGAAAGCGAAGAAAGACAUCGACUGGACGAGGCUCGAGCUCGGUUAGAUGCGCUGUACGCCAAACGCGGCCGCCUCAACAAAUACAGAACCCGGGCGGAGCGCGACCAAUACCUUACGCGCGAGAUUGCAUCGAUUGAGGCCUAUCGCAACUCGCAGGCCGCCGCUCUGCAAACUUUCAGGACGGAUCUUGAGAAAGCCAGAGAAUCCUUGGGGGAAGUGGACGAGCGAAUGGAGCAUGGCCGAGGAAGCGUCGAAGAUCAAAGGGAGCGAGCGCGAGAGCUGGCAGAGCAAGUUGUCAAGCUCAGGGAAGAAUAUGCAGAGCUCACCGAGAAACGCAAGAACCUCUGGAGGGAGGACACCAAACUCAACAGCAUGGUUGCCCAUGCAGCCGAUGAACUGAGGUCAGCCGAGCGGGUUCUGGCAAGCAUGAUGGACAAGGAUACUGGCAGCGGGCUUCGAGCUGUGGACAAGAUUGCGGAGAGACACAACAUGGAGGGUGUAUAUGGUCCACUAUACCGACUGUUUGAGGUGAUCGACGAGAAAUUCAAUAUUGCGGUCGAACUCACGGCCGGCAACAGCUUGUUCCACGUCGUUGUCGAUACUGAUGCUACAGCCUCAAGGAUCGUAGACACCAUGAUCAAAGAGCGAACGGGCAGGGUGACUUUCAUGCCUCUGAACCGGUUGAAACCGAAGGUCCCUCCGACGCCAAAUGCACAGGAUGCUAUUCCCCUGCUCGAGAAGCUCAGAUUUGAUCCGACCUACACCAAGGCGUUCGAACAGGUCUUCGGCAAGACCUGUGUAUGCCGUGAUCUAACUAUCGCUGCAGCAUACGUGAAGAGUCACGGUAUCAACACAAUUACACUUGAUGGCGACAAAGUCGAUCGCAAGGGCGCUCUGACUGGAGGUUACCAUGAUGUGCGUCGGUCUCGAAUCGAGGCUAUCAAGAGCGUCACGAGCUGGUCUGCCAAACACGCGACCGAGAAUCAACGACUGCAGGAGGUUCAGAAAGCCAUCAUACAGACUGAUCAAGAAAUCACGAGGGCGGCUGGUAGACUUCAGGUCUUGAGCAAUCAGCAAACCCAAACGAAGAAUACCCGCGAGUCUCUUGCCGAAGAGCUUUCGGCAUUGGAGAGGGAGAGGGAACGUCUGGUGGCGCGCAUCGCCAAGCUUGAGAGCGAUAUAGAUGAUCUUCAGUCAGAACUCAGCGGCCUCGAUGCGAGAUGGCAAGGCCUGCGCGCGGAAUUGGGCAGCCCUAUGGCUCGGGGUCUCACUGCUGAGGAAGAGGAACAGAUAGAGGCUCUCGGGAAAAAUAUCGAUGAUCGACAGAAACUGCUGCUAGAACUCGGAAAGCAGAAGAACGAGACUGGCAGUCGGAAGAACGCUAUUGAGAUCGAACUGAACGAGUCCCUUCGACGGCGAAGAGAAGAAUUGCGGGAGAAGAUUGAUGCCCUGGGCGUGGCCGAGACCGGUGAUGCCACCUCUGAGGAAGCCUUGGAAACUCGUACUCGGGAGCUACGCCACCUUGAUGCAGAAAUCAAUACUUUGACGAAGCGGUCACAAGAUACGGAAAAAGAUAUCGAGAAGCUCACGACGCAGCUACAAGAGCAACGCACUCAACUCGAUAAUCUACAAAAUCAGCAAAGCGAGGACAGCAGAGGGAUCUCUAAGCAACAGAAGAAUACAGAACGCUACCUCGCCAAGAAGCAGAUGCUGGUUAAUCGGAAAGAUGAGUGUAAUCGGAAUAUUCGUGAUCUUGGUGUCCUUCCCGAAGAGGCAUUCGAGAAAUACACCAACGAGAAGCUGGAUAGACUGGUGAAAAAGUUGCAUACCGUGAAUGAAGGCCUCAAGAAGUUUGCGCACGUGAACAAGAAAGCGUUCGAACAAUACAACAACUUCACGAAGCAGCGCGAUCAACUACUGCAGCGUCGCGAAGACUUGGACACUUCUGCUCAAUCUAUCGAAGAGCUGGUUGAAGUACUCGAUCAGCGCAAAGAUGAGGCCAUCGAGAGAACGUUCAAACAGGUCGCGAAGAACUUUGAGGAAGUAUUUGAGAAGUUGGUGCCUGCAGGAAAGGGAAGAUUGAUCAUCCAGCGCCGGAUAGAUCAGGACGAAGAGGACGUGGAAGAGGCUGAGGAUACCCAGCAGAGCACUAUUGACAACUACACCGGUGUCUCGAUUAGGGUAUCAUUCAACUCCAAGGUCGAUGAGGGCCUGAGGAUCCAGCAAUUGUCAGGCGGGCAGAAGUCAUUGGUCGCCCUUGCAACCGUAUUCGCUAUUCAGAAGUGCGACCCUGCACCAUUCUAUCUCUUUGAUGAGAUCGAUGCAAAUCUAGAUGCCCAAUAUCGGACUGCAGUUGCAGCGAUGAUCCACGACCUUUCCUCAACGGCUCAGUUCAUCACGACGACGUUCCGCCCAGAGAUGCUUGUCACUGCAGACAAGUUCUACGGCGUACUGUUCAACAAUCAAAAAGUCAGUUCCAUCACUUGCAUCAAACGCGAAGAGGCGAUGCAGUUUGUGGACCAGGAGGCUCAGGCACAAUGA